GCAAGAAUUUGCGUUUUCCAGCAGAAAGAAAGGCGGAGUGAGAGGGAGGGACAUUGGUCUCUCGAUACCACCGAUCCAAUUCCUUGCAUAUACGUAUUCGCGCGUACACAUGUAUAUGGUGCUUCUCUCUAUUUUCGGCUGAUUUAACAUUGAAAAUUAGGGUUUUAGGCUUUACUUUCUUGGAUCCAAUAUUUCAACUGGGAUAUAUCAGUUGAGGAUAAUGUCCUCUAUUUUUGUUUGACUUCAAUCAUCGAGUGUUCUGUUACUUUCAAUUUCAAUCUUAGCUUUGUCCUUCACCACCUUCCCAUCCCCCCAUUUCUACCGUCAUAAUUGUUUUCUUCUCGCCCUUAAUCUAUUUUUUUUUCCACUGCAAUUGGAAUUAGAGAAAUUAUAUCAUCAGAUAGAAACUGCAAUUAGGGCGAUCAAACCAUCAGAAAGGAAAAGAUAAAAGUUGCGUUCAAACAGAGAUGGCACUGCAAGAAAGAUUAGAUAGAUUCAAGAAGCAACAAGAGAAGUGCCAAUCGACCCUCACCAGCAUUGCAGCUAAAGCAGGGCCUUCUAAAUCUGCUUCAUUUCAAAAAACUACACCUGUAGCUGCAUCGCCAUUAACAAAUCCUAGGACUCCAGGUCCACCUGUCAAAUUUUCAAAUGACACGGAGAGACUACAACACAUCAACAGUAUUCGUAAAGGCCCUGUUGGAGCUCAGAUCAAGCGUGUUAUAGACCUGCUGCUAGAGAAAAGGCUAGCUUUUACACCUGAGCAAAUAAAUGAAGCAUGUUUUGUUGAUGUGAACUCCAAUAAAGCUGUCUUCGACAGUUUGAGGAACAACCCAAAAGUCUACUAUGAUGGGAAGCGCUUCUCAUACAAGUCCAAGCAUGACUUGAAGGACAAGAGUCAGCUAAUUGUUUUGAUACGAAAAUUUCCUGAGGGCAUUGCUGUCAUUGAUCUCAAGGAUGCAUACCCAACUGUCAUGGAGGAUUUGCAGGCUCUGAAAGCUGCUGGUCAGAUAUGGUUGCUAUCAAACUUUGAUUCACAGGAGGACAUUGCAUAUCCAAAUGACCCCAGGGCAGUUAUUAAGGUGGAUGAUGACCUUAAACAGCUCUUUCGGGAGAUUGAAUUGCCUCGUGAUAUGCUUGAUAUUGAGAAGGAUUUACAGAAGAAUGGCAUGAAACCUGCCACAAACACUGCAAAGAGGAGGGCCGCAGCCCAGGUGCAGGGCAUUUCCACUAAGCCAAAGAUCAAGAAGAAGAAACAUGAGAUCAGCAAGAGGACUAAGCUAACAAAUGCACAUCUUCCAGAGCUUUUUCGGAACCUUGGUUCUUAGAACUUUUGAUGUAUAUUGAGUUGUUUAGCUUACCAUAUGCAGAUGAUCAUUAUGGGCUGAGGAAUGCAAUAUUCUUUGGCUUCCAGCAAUAGAAUUUGUCGAGGUCAUAAUGAUGUGUUCUUGCUCAAUCAGCUUUCUACAUUUGUUUAUGAUAUUUGUAUCAGUGAUUUUGGCAGUCAUAAUUUAAAUAGCCAAAUUUUAUCUAA
Messenger RNA from Manihot esculenta (cassava), 1531 nucleotides. Its product is annotated as general transcription factor IIE subunit 2. Gene Ontology annotation, cellular component: transcription factor TFIIE complex. The transcript is spliced from 5 exons. The coding region runs from base 468 to 1325 and encodes 285 amino acids. NCBI's taxonomy places the organism in Eukaryota, Viridiplantae, Streptophyta, Magnoliopsida, Malpighiales, Euphorbiaceae. The record is from RefSeq and is a predicted model, not a curated record. Gene Ontology annotation, biological process: transcription initiation at RNA polymerase II promoter.